Cutaneotrichosporon oleaginosum is the source of this 2671-nucleotide messenger RNA. RefSeq lists its product as uncharacterized. Gene Ontology annotation, cellular component: Golgi apparatus; AP-1 adaptor complex; membrane coat. Gene Ontology annotation, molecular function: clathrin-cargo adaptor activity. Lineage: Eukaryota; Fungi; Basidiomycota; Tremellomycetes; Trichosporonales; Trichosporonaceae. Gene Ontology annotation, biological process: Golgi to vacuole transport; intracellular protein transport. The record is from RefSeq and is a predicted model, not a curated record.
CGUCGACAGAUCCACAUCUCCUUUCCUUCUCAUCGCCCACAUCAUCGCCCAGCAUGAGCGGGCAUUACAACCUCAAGUCGCUCAUCAAGGCGAUCCGCUCGUGCAAGACACUGGCGGAUGAGCGGUCGGUGAUUCAGAAGGAGUCGGCCGCGAUUCGAACAUCUUUCAAGGAAGAGGACUCCUUUAUGCGACACAACAACAUCGCCAAGCUCCUGUAUAUUCACAUGCUUGGGUAUCCAGCGCAUUUCGGACAGAUUGAAUGCUUGAAGCUCGUUGCCUCGCCUCGAUUCUCCGACAAGCGCCUUGGAUACCUCGGCAUUAUGCUGUUGCUGGACGAGAACCAGGAGGUUCUGACGCUAGUGACCAACUCGCUCAAGAAUGAUAUGAACCACUCGAAUAUGUACGCCGUUGGACUCGCGCUCUGCACAUUCGCCAACAUCUCAUCCGAGGAGAUGUCGCGCGAUCUCUGCAAUGAGAUCGAGAAGCUGCUGGGCAGCACAAACACGUAUAUCCGCAAGAAGGCAGCCCUGUGCGCGCUCCGCAUCAUCCGUCGUGUGCCGGAUCUCAUGGACCACUUUACCGAGCGCGCAAAGCACUUGCUCCAGGAUCGCAAUCACGGCGUGCUUCUUGCUGGCAUCACCCUCGUGACUGAAAUGUGCGACCUUGACGACGAGGUUGCCGCUCAGUUCCGGGCCGCGACGCCCCUGCUUGUUAAGCACCUUAAGUCACUUGUUACCACAGGCUUCAGCCCAGACCACGACGUUGGCGGUAUCAGUGAUCCCUUCCUGCAGGUCAAGGUGCUGCGUCUGUUGCGUAUUCUUGGGCGGGGCGACGUCGAAGCUUCCGACAUUAUGAACGACAUCCUCGCGCAGGUCGCCACGAAUACGGACGCAUCAAAGAAUGUCGGCAACUCGAUCUUGUACGAGACAGUUCUUACUGUUCUGGAGAUCGAAGCGGACAGUGGCUUGCGCGUCAUGGCAAUCAACAUUCUCGGCAAGUUCCUUACCAACAGAGACAACAACAUUCGUUACGUCGCGCUCAACACGCUCAAUAAGGUGGUAGGCAUCGACACCAACGCUGUGCAGCGCCACAGGAAUACCAUCCUUGACUGUCUGCGCGACGGCGAUAUCUCCAUUCGCCGCCGUGCGCUUGAGCUUUCAUAUGCGCUCAUUAACGAGGGGAACGUGCGUGUCAUGACCCGCGAACUGCUUGCCUUCCUCGAGGUGGCAGAUAACGAGUUCAAGUCGAGCCUCACGACGCAGAUCUGGCUUGCGGCGGAACGAUACGCGCCCAACAAGCGCUGGCACAUUGAUACUACGUUGCGUGUGCUCAAGACCGCGGGUAACUACGUGCGCGAUGAGAUCCUGGCCGCGUUCAUUCGCCUCGUCGCACACACGCCCGAGCUUCAGUUCUACACCGCUCAGCGCCUGUUUUCUGCUCUCUCGUCUGAUCUCUCGCAGGAGUCGCUUACCAUGGCGGCCAUCUGGAUUAUUGGCGAGUUCGGGGAUGUUCUUCUUCAGGGCGGCACUGUCGACGACGGCGAAGAGGUAAAGCAGGUCACGGACGAGGCAGUCGUCGAUCUCUUCGAAACGGUCCUUAAUUCGCCCUAUGCCAACACACUCGUACGGCAAUGGGUCCUGACCGCGUUGGCCAAGCUCACUGAGCGCUUCAGCGAGGUGGGUCUCAACAGCCAGCAAGAGCGUGUCAGCGCCCUCGUAGCCGGCUACAGCAGCAAUCUUGAACUGGAAAUCCAGCAACGCAGUGUUGAGUUCGGUAACCUCCUUAUCACGGGCGAUCUCAAGCAGGGCAUCCUCGAGCGUAUGCCGCCUCCCGAGAUUAGGGCGACAAUCAUGGGUACCGUUAGCGAGCGACGUACAGUUGGCACCACCCGAGCAGACAAGGACACGGUUGUGGACCUCAUUGGCGAUGACCUGGGCUCCGGUAAUGCCACGCCGCCGACUGCGAACCCGAGCCAGUCGCUGCAGUCUACGCAGGACCUUCUGGCUGAUAUCUUUGGAUCCUCGGACAUGGGCUCGGAGCCGGCAGCCCCUGCUGCGCCAGCACCAUCCCAGCCACAGAGUCGGAACCAGAACAUCAUGUCCCUCUUUGGCGCAUCCCCGCCCAACUCACCUCCCUCCAGAUCGCCGCCUCCUACUCAGUCCACGGGAGGUUCGCUAUUCGACCUCGUCUCGCCUUCCCCAUCCGUUUCCGCAAGCUCACCACCUGCACGCUCGCCGCCACCGCAGGCGACCUCUCCUCCGCGUUCGCAGGCAUCCCAACUGCAGUCAUACCCAGCCUACGACAAGAAUGGGCUCAAGAUCACGCUGACGCCUAAGACGGGCGCACAGCCAGGUGUCGUGCAGAUCCUUGCACGCUUUACGGCCACCAACCGCGUGGAAGGCGUAAAUCUUCAGGUCGCGGUGCCCAAGACGCAACAGCUGCAGAUGCAGGCCAUCUCCAAGCCCGACAUCGCGGCCGGUGGCACUGAAACUCAGCAGCUCCGUAUCCUCGCCCCGCCAGGCGCACAAAUCCGUCUUCGUCUUCGUAUCCAAUUCAAGGUCGAUGGCAGGCCCGUGCAGGACCAGCAAGAUUUCGCUGGCUUCCCGGCUGACCUCACGGCAGCCAAGUAAUAGGACGUGUCACUAGAUAGAGUAUGCCACAUUUUUACUCG